CGUACUAGGACGGAUUAGUGUUCAUCCCUUCACUACGUCUCGAGUCAGAAUAUAUGUCUUCUACAGCACCUCCACUUCCGUUGCUCCAUGAUACACUUUUGCAAGUUGGCCCGUUCUCUCCUUUUGCCCGUAUCCAAUUCUUGUCAGCUUGCUGGGAAUCAUCAUGAAAACAUUUCUGAGCCCUAAUUUCAUGCCAAUGGUGGUCACCCAAGAUGAUUUAAUCAUUGCUGCUAUCGCCCUUGGGCAUGCAAUCAAACAGACUGUAGCAAUAUAUCGACGAUAUGGAGCAGCCAAACUCAACUCUCCUUAUGUGUGGAUGAUUUGGGGAGAGAUAUUUGCCUGCCUGGUGUUUGCAAUCAUCUGCUGGCUCCACUUGACAGGUGUAAUUCCACCGAGUCUUGUGUUCUUCUUCUCCAUCUUAACUGCUUGGAGUUUGCAAGUGCAGUUCCUCCUUCAGAUUAUCAUCAACAGAAUUUCGUUGCUCUUGACCAAUCGCCGGAAAGCCCUGAAAUUAAAAAUUGGAGUGGCCGUACUCAUCACGGCGAUUAACAUUUCUGUUUACAAUAUAUGGAUCCCCUCGAGAUUACAGAUUUCACCCAGGUAUGAGUACAUCAACAGCAUCUGGGAUCGAUGCGAAAAGAUCAUCUUUCUUAUUGUCGAUGGCUGCUUGAACUGGCUGUUCAUCAAAACAGUGCGAGAGAAGUUAGUGAGCCAAGGCUUAGUUAAGUACAAUCGCCUUGUUCGGUUCAAUCAAUGGAUAAUUGGUCUGUCACUAGCUAUGGACUGCCUGAUUAUCGGCAUGAUGUCUCUUAGUAAUUCAUUUGUAUAUAUGCAGAUCCAUCCUCUAGCAUACAUCGUCAAACUCAACAUCGAAAUGUCAAUGGCGGAACUUCCCGCCAAGAUUUCCGCAAACAACAACACUACAUUACACUUCCUCGCAUCUUCCUCCACUCCUCUCAAACCACACCCCAAUCUCGUGGCCAACCAACUAUCCAAGACCUUCGGCGUCAGCCAAGACGUUGCGUGGCGGACGGAAACCAGUUACAAAGGUUCAGCGGGAAGAGAAAGAGAUGGAGAUAUAAUGCUUAAUGCGAAACAGGAAGUUUCAAUCCAAGUAGAGCGAAGGAAGAGUCUGGCACCGAGUUGGAGAGAAGACGGAGGGUCGAUAUUAGAUGGAAAGAGAGGAGUGGAGGAUGAUAUGAUGCCAUUGAGAGAUGAGGAUAGACGGAGAGAAGCGAGGGAGAGGGAUAAGAUGGGGGGAGUGGAGAGGGGGAUGGGUGUUGUUACUCAGAUCUGGGGAUCUGGUGCAGAGCAGAGGCAGGCGGUGUCGGAAGGGACUAGUCGGAGGAAUAUUAGGGCAUGAGUUUAGCACAGGACUUUACGCUUCCCCGGCGUAUUCUAUCGAGGUAAAUUCGGAUUAAAAGUUGCAUACUGUCGGAAUUGGAGAUAAGAUAAUAUUGCACUAGAGCUUUAGGG
This is a messenger RNA of Mollisia scopiformis, 1476 nucleotides long. RefSeq lists its product as uncharacterized. Lineage: Eukaryota; Fungi; Ascomycota; Leotiomycetes; Helotiales; Mollisiaceae. The transcript is spliced from 7 exons. Bases 164 to 1363 code for a protein of 399 amino acids. The record is from RefSeq and is a predicted model, not a curated record.